AAAUGGUUGUAGUUUGUAAUUAACUGAAUGCGACCAUGAGGGGAAUUAUACAUUUACCUACUGCUUGCGUCAACAUUAAAAAAGAAAUUGGAAAGAAAUCGGAUCUGGGGCUCCUCCCCCCCCCUCCACCGUAUAGUGAGAAAACCUGAGCAGGAACAUCACCACUCGCCUCCAGGAAGAAGCGGAGGAAAACCACCUAACUUACCUUUCUUUCCCCUGAAUAUGUAGCCUAGGAGAGUUUAUCCAGGACCGAUCAAAGGGAAGUCAUUUAAAAUCACAUGGGGAUAAUAGCGUUACAGUUGUCAAACAAACUGCUGCAUUGUUGCAACAUUUUUAUUAUUUUGUAAGAAUUGGUGAUACCCGCGCUAAAAGAAGAUAGUAGACAGUAGAUGGUGAGGGGCGAGUCGGGAUGAGUGUGCCCUGCUCAGGGCAUGGAGAGGCGGCGCCUCUCCUCCAGGGGCUGUGGGAGCGCGUGAGAGCGGGCCGGGAGGAAGUCCUGCUCUCCCCUUACCUGCCCGCGCUCUACGCCUUCGUGACGCACGUGCUGCUCUGCGCACCUUUCCUCGCGCUGGACGCGCUGGGAAGCGUCUGCCAGCGGGUCCGCUCGUGGAGGAUCACCGCAGGCUCGGGUCCGCCGCCGCCUCUCCGCCGCUGGGUUGGCUGUUUUCGGAGGGUGCUGUACCGAUACCUGACCACCGUCCUCCCCGCCACCGCGCUGUUUCACACGGUGCGGAGCCCCGCAGUGCCGGAGCUGGCUCCAUCCUGCUGGCAGCUCUUCGUGGAAGUCUUUGCGUGUUUACUGCUGUUUGACACGCUCUUCUUUAUGUGGCACGUCUGCAUGCACAGGUUUCCCUGGCUCUACCGCAACAUCCACCAGCUGCACCACCGGCACCACAUCCCCUUUGCUCUGGCUGCCCAGGACAGUAACUCGGGCGAGCUGCUGUCUCUGCUGCUGCUGGCUCUGAGCAGCGCCUGGGUGCUGGGCUGCCACCCGCUGAGCGAAGCCUUCUUCCACCUCAUCAACAGCUGGCUGGCGGUGGAGGUCCACUGCGGCUAUGACCUGCCCCUGGCUCUGCACAGGCUGCUGCCCGGUCUGGGAGGAGCCCGCUGCCACCAAGCCCACCAUACUCUCCUCAGCGUCAACUACGCCCCCUACUUCACCCACUGGGACCUCCUCUUUGGCACAUUCUGUGCUCCGGUGAAGCGUUCACAUCCGGAGUGACAAAAACUGUUGCACAUAUGAAGUGUCUUCCCUAGGCUUGUAGAAGACUUAUAUUUUUUUUGGGAGCAUCAUCAUUUUCAUAUCUGUGUCUAAAACCUUGGAAAAGCUAGAGCAGGUAAUAACUAGCACUAAAGAGCUUAACCCUCCUGUUGUCCUUGUCCUUGACCUGUUUUCAAAGUUUACAUGU
This is a messenger RNA of Perca fluviatilis (European perch), 1409 nucleotides long. It is a transcript of the gene ch25hl3, whose product is annotated as cholesterol 25-hydroxylase like 3. Gene Ontology annotation, biological process: sterol biosynthetic process; cholesterol metabolic process. The record is from RefSeq and is a predicted model, not a curated record. The transcript is spliced from 2 exons. NCBI's taxonomy places the organism in Eukaryota, Metazoa, Chordata, Actinopteri, Perciformes, Percidae. The coding region runs from base 410 to 1222 and encodes 270 amino acids. Gene Ontology annotation, molecular function: C-4 methylsterol oxidase activity; iron ion binding; steroid hydroxylase activity.